CCCCUUUUCCUUUAGGGUCGAUUUUCUAUUUACACUUUAAAGUAAUAUCGAUUUUUCCAACAUCGUAUGAAUGCUUGAAUUUAAAAUACCCUACUUGUUCGUAGUUUACAUAACAUAGUCAUUAAAGAACGCAUACCAUUCUUUCAAAUAUUUGAGACCUUUUUAAUGUACAACAGAGACAAUAAUUGUUAUUUGUCUCUGGUACAACAUGUCGAACGGUUAUAGGKGUURAGAGAAUAAUAAAAAAAAAGAAAAAAAGAAUAAAAUGUCUGUWUUUUCCUCAAAAAACYAUUCAACAGAACUAUUAGACAUAUAACAAUAAAGUUCUUAAGCAGAUWAUUGGUACAUAGUUCCAGAAGUUCCGGAAGUUCCAGUACAAAAUCCACAAGAUGUUUUUCCUUCAUGAAUCGAUACACCCUCAGAUUAGGCGCCGGUUGACUCUGGCUUGGCAAGCUGCAACGGUCGGUUUGAAUAAACUGCCAAAAAAUGAAGUCGUCCAAUUGGACGUUGUUAAGUUAUGCGAGGAUGUUAAUCGCUUUUUGCAUAGCAAUUCCUCAGAUCCAAAAAAGAGAUUAUCACUGAGGCUGUCCGCAAUGCUUACUCAUGGGACAGUUUUGAUUUGGAAUAGGCAAAUUAAAUUUUGUUUAGACGGUGUUCUCCAUUUCUUCAUACAUUUACAAGAAAAGAAGAACAAAAAUAUGGAACUGAUGGUGAUUGGAGGCGGUGAAAUACCGAAAACAAAAACGGUUGUAAAACGUCCGAGGGAAAAGAAGAGAAAGAUUCCAGCUGACAGUUUGUUUUCCAGCACAAACUUGGAGAUUGAUAUAUCCCCAGAAGCAAUUGAACAAUUGUUUAGCAACGAACAAUCGGUUUUAAGUAAGACGUUGGCAGAAAUAACACUUCGGGAAGAUGAACCCUUACAGCAGAAGAACGAUCCUCAAGACGACUGGUUCGGAGAACAACCGCGUCCUCUGUCAACAACGCCUGGCGUUCUAGCUCCGGAGAUACGUUUACCGGCUGUACAGUCAAAAGAUAUAGCGACUAUAGCGACCGAAGAACCAGAGCAUAUGCCAAUUGUAUCACCAGAGCAAGCAAAUAAAGAAAACGAACCUAUUCCUCUGCCUCCUAUGCCAACCGGAAGAAAACCGGAUCGAUCUGCGCAACUCCGGGCGCCGAAAAAAGUCAAAAAUUUUGCGAGAGCCCUUUGUGUAAAAAGAACAAAUCCAAAAGUCGUCCCAAUCAACUGUUAUAAGGAACGAGUUUACGAUGACGUGAACUACACGGAAUUGAGCAAGAAUAUGGAUGAGCCCUUGCCUCAAUUUUUUAAUUUUGAGAACUUCUGGCAAGGGCCUGUGUUUGUUGACGGACAGAAAGGUUCUACAUUUUUGGCUUCAGGCCCAUCAGAUGUGAGGAAUAUUCGAUCUGUUAGUCGAACCAUAUCAGAACUGAAUGAGGCUUUCAGCAAUCUUCAACCGGACACGCCCGCCGAAGUUAUCAGAUCUUUGCGACCUACUGAAACAACAAUUGGCUCUUCUCGCCUCCCAACUCCAAAUGCACGGACUGUAGAUAUGAUUGAAUCUUUGAAUGAAGAUUUGCCACCAGCUGCAGCGAACGGACGACGGCGUCCAGUAGAAAAAAUACAACGCAUGCCUGGUCUACCCAGCAAUACCGACCAAGCAGGCAUACUUUCAAAGCAACAGAAAGAAAUAGACCAGUCGAUCAAUGCGUCGAUUGGCCAUGACGUGGUGGAAUUACAUGAACAAGUACAAGUCAGAUCUCAGGAGACAAGCGUGUUCGGUGGAAAAUGGGCUGAUCAAAUACUGGCGUUAAUGAGAAACUAUCCAAGACUUACGCCUGUGGAAAUUUGCCAGCAUCUCAACGCAAAGAUGAGUAAACUGAACAUGGCAACCAUUUUCGCAUCCUUGUUGGCGUUGGCAAAGAACGGAUCUGUGACACUUCAUUCGUUUCCGGAUAGCAAUGAAUUUGAAUAUGCUGAGAAAAAACGUAACGCUUAGAAGCUUAGAAAUUGUGGUGUUUGUUUAUGUUUUUUGCAACGUUUUUUGCAACGGUUUGGCAACGCUUGGUUUUUUCGCUUUUAUUCGUUUUAAUGAACAAUGUUGUGUUCACAUUUUCUCAGUAUUUUAUAGUAACAUAAUUGAUAUAUAGUUUUUUCUUUAAAUAGGGGACAUUUGUUGAUAAUUCUAGUGAAUUUUUAUUAUUGUUAACCGAUAGGAAAUGUCGAACUGAUGUAAAGUUUGUUCAUCAUAAUUGCUGAGUUUUUAAAUCACAAAAUUAGGUUUAAGUGAACAAAAUAUUUAAACGUUUUGAUUGUCAAUUAAAAUAUUUAUGCCUGAAAAUGUGUAACCUCACAUUUGGAACUCAUUAUCAUUCGGUUUCUAAUGUAUGUGACAUUUUAGGGCCAGAAAAAUAUAGGUUAGUACCUAAUUGCAAUAAAAUUAUAAGCAACUGUAUAAAAAUAAAAAAAAAUUUUUAGAA
This is a messenger RNA of Dendroctonus ponderosae (mountain pine beetle), 2496 nucleotides long. RefSeq lists its product as uncharacterized. The record is from RefSeq and is a predicted model, not a curated record. Gene Ontology annotation, molecular function: protein binding. Bases 390 to 2015 code for a protein of 541 amino acids. Lineage: Eukaryota; Metazoa; Arthropoda; Insecta; Coleoptera; Curculionidae. The transcript is spliced from 15 exons.